Molecule: messenger RNA, 1204 nt
Organism: Periophthalmus magnuspinnatus
Lineage: Eukaryota; Metazoa; Chordata; Actinopteri; Gobiiformes; Gobiidae
Product: rho guanine nucleotide exchange factor 19
Exons: 7
Coding region: 26-1204 (392 amino acids)
Biological process (GO): activation of GTPase activity
Cellular component (GO): cytoplasm; nucleus
Molecular function (GO): guanyl-nucleotide exchange factor activity
Source: RefSeq, a predicted model, not a curated record
AGUCGUCUACAUCUUAUCAGGAGCCAUGGCUGAGUCAGACCACAGUGAGAAAGACCAUUGUGGUUUCGGGACUCAAUCCAUCUCAAAUAUGUGCUCUCAACUUAAAAACAAUCUGUCUGGAAAUGGAUUAAUGUCACAGUUACGUACUAUGAAGUUUCCUGAAAAAAUGUCCUCCAAGAUUCCACAAGCGAGCGCUGAAGCAGAGCCUGACUCAAGGACGCCAGAUGACCAGCAUGGAAACUCGUCCACUGACUCCUCAUCAUCCCUGAAAUCAAUGGCCUUAACACGGACAUUGGAUUUUGACAAGAUUUUCUCAACUGUGGGAAAGAUGAUCUUUGACCCGUCAGACUCAGACGACCUGGAUGACGAGGGGUCAGAGUCAAAUGAAGGAGAAGUACAAAGUGCGAGGGUCCGCUCAAAGUUCCUUCAUAAUUUACCUCUCUAUCAGGACUACUGCCUGAGUGUGCGUGACGACAUUCUGAGACUGAAAAAGUCAGAGCUGCUGCUCUCGAAGAGUGUCCUGGGUUUAAAGACUCAACUGGGAAAGAGCUACCAGUCCCGAACCGAGUCCCCUCAGCGCAGUCACAGUCUCUCUCCUGGUGGUCCCAUCUGCUCCACCCCUCCCACACCCAUUAAAGUGACACCCAGCACCCUGUGGCAGGACCUAGAGGAGGUGAAGGGCUCUGGUGUGCUCCAAAACUUAAGUGCAAGAGAGACAAGACUACAUGAGACAUCAUUUGAGUUGAUCUGCUCCGAAGCAUCUUACAUGAGGAGUCUGGAAAUCACAGUUAAACAUUUUUAUGUGUCCAACGCCCUGAGACAGACACUGACUCAGAUGGAGCAUCACAUCCUGUUCUCUAAUAUUCAGCGUGUGAUGGUGGCCAGUGAGAGAUUUCUCACAGACUUGGAGCUUCGACUGGGAGAGUGCAUCCUGAUUGGUUCUCAGGUUGGUGAGGUUGUGCUUAGACACUGCCCUGCGUUUCGUCGUCUUUAUGUCCCUUAUGUGACCAAUAUGUCAUACCAGGAGGCUCUCAUCGGGCAACUGCUGCAACGAAACAAAGAUUUCCAGCAUGCACUCUCCAAACUUGAGAAGAGUCCAGUUUGUCAAAGGCAGAGCUUGAAGUCUUUCUUGGUUUUGCCAUUUCAGAGAAUUACCCGGAUUAAACUUAUUCUGGAGGCGAGUAUGUUAAUAGAUGUAAACUAG